Molecule: messenger RNA, 174 nt
Organism: Pochonia chlamydosporia 170
Lineage: Eukaryota; Fungi; Ascomycota; Sordariomycetes; Hypocreales; Clavicipitaceae
Exons: 1
Coding region: 1-174 (57 amino acids)
Source: RefSeq, a predicted model, not a curated record
AUGGAACAAGAGAAAGGGCAGCGUUUGCCUCUUCCUGCCUCCUCGACAAUAAGAAUCUGUCAGUAUCCGGUGGAUCGCUUGGACGAAGGUGUUCUGUUCGCUGUUUGGGUGCAAAUUGCGAUGGCUGGUAGAGAGGCAAAAAAGAAUAGGCCACUAAAAAACUGGAGAGAAUGA